AUGCACUACAUCCCAGCCCUUCUCGUGGCCUUCGCGGCCUUUGUAGCCACCAGCUACGCAGCGGCCGUCAACCCCAGAUCGCCUGACGGCGCCGACGGCACUUCCACCAAGUGUGUACGCAAGCCAGUACAGACAUGCCUCUCGCCCGAGGUCCUCCAGACGGCCAGCUUCAGCACGGGACAAGAGGAGGGCACCGAGGGCCUCAAGGCCGGACAGUCGCCCUCGGACACUGACCAGGCCAACUUCAUCAACUUCUGCGCCGGCCGGCCCCUCACCAACGGCCGCCAGACCUCGACCUCGUCCUGCAACAGCAUCGUCAUGGGCAACAUCCCCGCCCGGGCCAACAUGAUCUCCUCCAUCAUCACGUCCCCCCAGCCGGGCGCCAGGGUCCCGCGCGACCGGUCCUUCAACGUGACCAUCCAGACGUCGCACCUGCGCGCCGGCUUCCUCGUCAACCCCACCGUCGCCUACUACACGGCGCCCCAGCAGCUCGACGACGCCGGCGAUGUCAUCGGCCACUGCCACAUCACGGUGCAGGACCUCGGCGGGAAGCCCGGCGCGGCGGAGCCGACCUCGCCGCCCGACCCGACCGCGUUUGCCUACUUCAAGGGCGUCGACGACCAGGGGGACGGCAAGGGCGGGCUGCGCGCCGAGGUCUCGGGCGGCCUGGCGCCGGGCUACUACCGCGUGUGCUCCAUGAUCGCGGCGCGGAACCACCAGCCCGUGGUGAUGCCGGUCGCGCAGCGCGGGGCGCAGGAUGACUGUGUGCGGUUCGAGGUCGUGUGA
This is a messenger RNA of Thyridium curvatum, 786 nucleotides long. RefSeq lists its product as uncharacterized. The record is from RefSeq and is a predicted model, not a curated record. NCBI's taxonomy places the organism in Eukaryota, Fungi, Ascomycota, Sordariomycetes, Thyridiales, Thyridiaceae. Bases 1 to 786 code for a protein of 261 amino acids. The transcript has 2 exons.